Messenger RNA from Punica granatum (pomegranate), 792 nucleotides. Lineage: Eukaryota; Viridiplantae; Streptophyta; Magnoliopsida; Myrtales; Lythraceae. The record is from RefSeq and is a predicted model, not a curated record.
AUGUCUACUAUCGGAUCGGAGUGUGAGAAUGAGAUCAUGGCUGAGGGCGGCGGCGGUGGCAGAAGGCCGCGCAAUUGCUGGAGAAGGACCGAACUCAAGAAGAUAGAGAACAAGUUUGCGAGGGAGGUUACUUUCACGAAGCGAAGAGGCGGCCUGUUUAAGAAGGCCAGUGAGCUUGCGGUGCUAUGCGGGGCGGAUGUUGCGAUCAUCGCCUACUCCCCCCAUGGCAAUCCAUUCGUUUUUAGCAGCUCCUCCUCCACGGAUGGGGUCCUCCGUCGUUUCAUUGGAUCACCAACCUCGGCAGCGGGAGAGGAUUCUGGUGUUAUGCCAUUGUCAAUGUCGUGUGAGGACCGGCUGAGCGAGUAUAGGCGGCAGGAGAAAGAGGCACUAUCGAGGCUAAAUGAGGCGAAGAAGAAGCAGCAGGAGGCAAGCGGCAAAGGGAAGCCAGGGUGGUGGUGGGACAAUCCUAUUGAGGACCUGGAGGCAGAGGAGCUUGAGUGCUACAUCGAGUGUGUGGAGCGGCUGAUGGAGAAGGCCAGCCAGAAAGCAGAGGAGAUGAGGACCAACCCGGUGCACACCAGUGCUACGACAUCUCCAGCUUCUGCGUCCAUGGCUUCCGCUGGCCGCAAUAUGGUGGAUACUUUGGACACGGGGCUGUUCGAAACGAGCAAUGGCGCAGAGGCGGCCGUAAAGGAGGAGUUUGGCAUGGGAGAUGAAGAGUUGGAGUCUUUGAGCAGCCUCUUGAAGGAGUUUGAGCAUGACGAUGUUGGGUGCAUGCCUCUAUGGUCCUGA